AUGUCCUUGGGACAGAUAUUAAAUAUACCUUCGAUUGUGCGACAACGUCGUUUUGAUAUGUUCAAAUCAAGAGAUGAAUUUAUUCAUUUGGCUGAAAAUUAUAUACGACAUCGUAAACCGUAUAAUUACAAAGUCUAUCGACCAUACGUGCCAGGAUCGAAAGCCCCAGCUAGUGGAUUUGGUAACAAUUAUGUUGCUAAUAUAUUACAAUCGUUACAGUUUUUAAAUGCUUAUGUGAAACCAACAACGGAGGGCCCCAAAGAAUCCAUAAUACAGACUUCUAGUGCUGCUCCGCAAGUCAAUAAAGAAAAUGUUGAAAACUCAACAGCAUCAAAUAAUUUCGAGCAGACUUCUGAAGCGUCACCACAAAAACCUACAACGGAGUUACCCAUCGAAACAACAACAAUCCUUAGUGGAAACCCAUCUAAUGUUGGAUUGAAUAAUAAUGAAACCACAAAUAGUUCGGAAGUGUUUACCACCACUAUUGUACCCUCACUAGAUGGUAAUACCGAAUCUUCAGUAUCGGAAUCUACAACGGAAAAUAUUGAGACCACUACAAUCUACGAAAGUACUACAACUUCAGAGCCAGCCGGAGAGACUACCACAGAUCAAACUCCAAUUGAGAACUCCACAAUUGAAAAUGGCGCCCAAUCUCAUACUACCACAGAAAAUAUUGAAUCAAGUACAACAUCUUAUAUUUCAACAACAGAAGAAAAUCUAAUAUCAGAAAGCGCACACUUUCCUGAAAAUAUCCUGACGGAACAGCAUAUCCUUGAAUCUACUACUCAAUCUAUUGGCAGCACAACAACCGAGGGUUAUGAUACCACAACGCAAAUAGAUUCCUUUGAAACCACUACAUAUGCUGAAUAUGAUUCAACCACCCAAUCAGGAUCCACUGAAACCACCACAACACGUGGAUAUGACUCCACAGCCCAAACUGAUUCCGCAGAAGCCACCACAACCAAUGAAUAUGAGUUCACAACUCAUACAGAUUCCUUUGCAACCAAUCCAUAUUCAGAAAAUUUAAUUUCAAAAACAGAAACAGAUCCUUCUACGAUCAUCGAGAUUAAUUACGAAGAUUCCACAACAUCGAAAACAUCUACGGAAAGCUAUUCUACAACUGAAAUUACCCCCGAAGAAACCAAUCCAACCAUAAACCUGGGAUAUGAAACCACCACAGAACACGUCAUUAAUUUAACAACUGACUCAGUAACGACAGAAAAUUAUCAGGAAGCCACCACAGAUUCCUAUGGGAUCGCUAAUGAACCUCAACAGUCUACCACCGCAAGCUUGACAACAGAAAAUUAUUGGGAGGAAACUACAGAUUCAUAUUCCACGACGGACACACUCACUGAGUCCACCACAACUUCUACAAUGCUUCUGGAUUCGAGCACAACAGAAAAACCUCAUGAUGAAACCUCAACAGAGAACAUUUCAGAAUUUACAUCAACAACUGAACCGCUGGAUAUCUCUACCGAAGAAACUACCUCGGCAAAAUAUGAUGAAACCACUGAAUCAAGUACCGAAUAUACUAUAGAUCGUACAACAACCGUUGAACCCCAAGAAACAACCACUUACAGUUCUGUAGAUGAAGAACCGAUGAGCGAUUCAGCUCAAUACGCUGAAACAACAACAACAGGGUCAGAUUUUCAGACAACAACUGAAGACAUUUUUGCAACAACAACGAUAGAAAAUGUUCUUGAUAUUUCAUCUCCCCCAAAAAAGGAUGAAGAAUUCAAACCACAGUUCGAUGAUUCGACCACAGACUCUAUUAAUUAUACGACAACAGAGAAAGCGUUAUUAGACGCUGCAAUGACUGAGCAGAACGGUGUUACCACAGAAGGUGACGUCUAUGAGAGUACAACCGAUAAUACCGCUCCCAAUUUCACCACGGAAGAAAGUAUCUCUGAAAGCACAACAGAUUCCAUUACUGAUAAGCCGACAACUGUGACAAGUGAUGAUUUCACCACAGAAUAUUCAUCAACUGUUUCAAUUAUCGAUAAUGCUACCACGGAAAUGCAUCAAGAACCCACCACCGAAGAAGGACUCGCCGAAAGCACGACAACUUCUAGUAACGAUGAAGCUAUCGUCAAAAUAAAUUACGAACUUACAACAGAAGAAACGCUCUAUGAGAGCACAACAUCAACCACUGAAGAGAACACAACAGCAUCAACUAACGACAAGACUACCACAGAAUUAAAUGAAGAUCUCACCACCGAAGAAGCAAUCUCCGAGAGCACAACAGCAUCCACUGUCGAUAAUACUACCACAGAGAUAACAGAGGAUCUCACCACAGAGUCGAUAAUCACAACAACUGAGAAACAAAACUCAACAGAAAGUACGACAAAGCUUAAUGAAGAAAUCACAACAACCCAACUGCCAUUGAACGAUUCCGAAGUAAACACCGAACGAUCUCAAAAUGAACCCCUAAAUUUGAAUAAUCUUGAGAAAGUAAAUCAGUUUGAUCACAUUCAAACCACCACACCAAGAGAAGAUUUGCCAAUUCUUAAAGACAAAUCAUCAAGAUCUUUACCAAUGGUAGCAUCAUAUCGCAAACCGAAAACCAUAAGAUAUUCAACUGAUGUUAUGCCUUCUCUAGAUUAA
Musca vetustissima is the source of this 2604-nucleotide messenger RNA. Its product is annotated as serine-rich adhesin for platelets-like. The coding region runs from base 1 to 2604 and encodes 867 amino acids. The record is from RefSeq and is a predicted model, not a curated record. The transcript has a single exon. NCBI's taxonomy places the organism in Eukaryota, Metazoa, Arthropoda, Insecta, Diptera, Muscidae.